This is a messenger RNA of Microthlaspi erraticum, 1881 nucleotides long. The record is from the annotation of a GenBank genome assembly. Lineage: Eukaryota; Viridiplantae; Streptophyta; Magnoliopsida; Brassicales; Brassicaceae.
AUGUCAUCAUCGCCGGACAUUGCCGGAAUCCUGGAGAACACGAAGGAGCUUGAUCGGUUAAGGAAAGAGCAAGAGGAAGUUCUCGUUGAGAUCAACAAGAUGCACAAGAAGCUUCAAGCUACGCCUGAGAUAGUUGAGAAGCCUGGUGAUACUUCAUUGUCAAAGCUUAAAAAUCUGUACAUUCAAGCAAAAGAGCUUUCAGAAAGUGAAGUAACCGUUUCAAACAUUCUGCUUACUCAACUGGAUUCCCUGCUUCCAUCUGGACCAACUGGGCAACAACGCAGAAAAUUAGUGGCAGAAGGCAACGAUCAGAAGAGGAAGAGAAUGAAAGUAGAUACCGAUGUAACAAGAGUUUCUCCUUCCAUGAGAAACCAAAUCGAGGCAUAUGCCAGUCUAAGGGGUGAACAGGUUGCUGCAAGAGUCACAGCCGAUGAUGCCGACAAGGAUGAAUGGUUUGUGGUGAAAGUAAUUCACUUUGAUAGAGAAACAAAAGAAGUUGAAGUACUCGAUGAAGAACCAGGAGAUGAUGAAGAAGGAGGAGGCCAGAGGACCUAUAAACUAUCAAUGUCAUGUAUUUUACCGUUUCCAAAACGGAAUGAUCCGUCAAGCACACAAGAGUUUCUACCAGGGAAACACGUCUUAGCUGUAUAUCCAGGAACCACGGCACUUUACAAGGCUACUGUUAUUAGUACCCCACGAAAGAGGAAGUCUGACGAGUACUUGCUAGAGUUCGAUGACGAUGAAGAAGACGGAGCAUUACCUCAAAGAACAGUGCCUUUCCACAAAGUGCUCUCUUCCUCUUUUUUAUCCUCAUCGUCGUCGUCUGCAACUGAGCUUCUCCUCCUGCGAUUAGCUGAUUCAGAUUUUGGGACAAGAGCCGGAUAUCGAGUGAGGAUGAGGCCGAUAUUGAUGAAGGGGCACGAACGUCCCUUGACGUUCCUGAGGUACAACAGAGAUGGCGAUCUGCUAUUCUCCUGCGCCAAGGAUCACACUCCCACCGUCUGGUUCGCCCAUAAUGGCCAACGCCUUGGAACCUACCGUGGUCACAAUGGUGCCGUUUGGUCUUGCGAUGUCUCCAGAGACUCGUCGAGGUUGAUAACUGGUAGUGCUGACCAGAGUGUAAAGCUGUGGGAUGUGAAAACUGGAAAAGAGUUGUUCAAAUUCAAGUUUGGUUCUCCGGCGAGGUCUGUUGAUUUCUCUGUGGGAGAUAAGCUUGCAGUGAUUACAACUGAUCCAUUCAUGGAGCGUACCUCUGCUAUUCAUGUGAAACGCAUCUCGGAAGAUCCUGAAGACCAGGAUGGUGAGUCUGUGCUUACCCUUCAAAUUCCUGAUGGGAGGAAGAGGAUUAACAGAGCUGUCUGGGGACCGUUGAACCAGACUAUUGUUAGUGGUGGUGAAGAUGCUGUUAUCAGGAUCUGGGAUGCUGAGACGGGGAAACUGAUCAAGGAAUCAAAUGAGGAAGAUGGUCACAAGAAGACAAUCACAUCGCUCUGUAAAUCAGCUGAUGAUUCUCACUUCAUAACUGGUUCACUUGACAAGACUGCAAAACUGUGGGACAUGAGGACUUUGACUCUGAUUAAGACUUACACUACAGGCGUGCCUGUAAAUGCUGUAGCCAUGUCUCCAAUUCUCGACCAUGUUGUGCUUGGAGGUGGUCAAGAUGCAUCUGCUGUUACAACCACUGAUCAUCGUGCUGGAAAGUUCGAGGCUAAGUUUUAUGACAAGAUUCUGCAAGAGGAAAUUGGUGGUGUGAAAGGACAUUUUGGACCUAUAAAUGCUUUGGCAUUCAAUCCCGAUGGAAGGAGUUUCUCAAGUGGAGGUGAAGAUGGUUACGUGAGAUUGCAUCACUUUGACGCUGACUACUUCAACAUCAAGAUUUAG